Molecule: messenger RNA, 1308 nt
Organism: Schizophyllum commune H4-8
Lineage: Eukaryota; Fungi; Basidiomycota; Agaricomycetes; Agaricales; Schizophyllaceae
Exons: 4
Coding region: 1-1308 (435 amino acids)
Source: RefSeq, a predicted model, not a curated record
AUGAGUACGUCAUCUGAUGACCCUCUUCCCACCGAGAUCAAAGCCUGCAUCCUAGCUGAGCUGCAGGCCGACGGUGCGAUGGGAACUCUCGCAUCCUGCUCCUCGGCAUCGAGGUCUCUUCACCACAUUGCACUUCGUAUCCUAUACCGGGAGGUCUGGCUGCCUAACCCAGACAUUGCCAAGCGGUUCUUUCGUGCCAUGAAACCAAGCAAACUCCGUCUCCUACCUCGCGUUCGCACCCUCCACAUCUUGGACCAUCCCUACCGGUGGAUGGGGGCCUGCAAUAUAUGGAGCAGCAUCAUCGUCGAGCUAUCUCGACAAGGCCUGGAGACUCUGGAUAUCCAGUGCUGGAAUAAGUCAACAGCUCUGUAUCACACGAUAUUCGCAGAUGCUGGUGCAGAUGAGCCUUUGCUGUCCUGCAUAUUGCGCUCAGGUCUGUCUAAGUUGGCAUUCGAGGGACUCUGUUACCUGGACAUGGCGAUCUUUUCCGGACCCACGAAGAUUGAACAUCUUUUGCUCCCAAACUUCUGUACGAAUGACCCAUUCAGCUUGGAUGCUUCGACCAAAGCCAGAAUAUAUUCCAAGGCAGAUAUACUCCAAAUAACUCCUGUGGCGCCACAGAAAUGGAAGUCAUCUGCCCUCUCGCCUCUGCGCACUCUGUCAGUGCCUACGCAGAUCGGACACGCAUUCAGCACCAAAAUUCUCUCUCUCUCUGAUGCCGGAUACCAUGUGUUCCAUCUUGGCCAUCUGGAGCGUCUCUAUCUACAUCUAUCUCCUCACUGUCGCACCGCUGGAGAGGAGGCCGCGAGAUACAUGAGAGGUGCGCCGAUCACCCUGCGAGGCCUUGCCUUAAGCAAUGCACCGCUGAGUGGUCCAUUGAGCACGGGGUUGAUGUCACUGGUGACCGAUGUCACCUUUCCGGACCUGGCUGCUCUCCAUCUAUUUUUGAAACACGAUGAAAAGCUGGGAAAUCUGUCCGAUUCGGCAUCAUGGAUCACAGAAAUGUUCUUCAAAGCACCCAACAUCACGCACCUGGUCGUUGGACUAAGCUGCAUUGGCGGACCGGAAAUCGUUCAUGAUCUUCUAGGAGAGGGUCUUCAGAUGGUGGUCUCAGUCAUAUGCAAGCAUGUAGCCUGGCAGAGCCUUCAUUCCAUCAAGAUCCUCCUCUGGGCCAGUGAAGCUAAUGAGACGGAUAAGGAGGUCGAUUGUGGAGCCUCACUGGCAGCCCUGCAGAGUGCAUGUCCCAGAGCAGAUACGGAAAUUCACUUUUCACCAGACAUCCCACCGCGUAUCAUUCUCGAAUGGUGA